Messenger RNA from Saccostrea cuccullata (small rock oyster), 547 nucleotides. Its product is annotated as PI-stichotoxin-Hcr2i-like. Gene Ontology annotation, molecular function: serine-type endopeptidase inhibitor activity. Bases 38 to 448 code for a protein of 136 amino acids. The record is from RefSeq and is a predicted model, not a curated record. Gene Ontology annotation, biological process: negative regulation of peptidase activity. NCBI's taxonomy places the organism in Eukaryota, Metazoa, Mollusca, Bivalvia, Ostreida, Ostreidae. The transcript is spliced from 5 exons.
UUAAUACAAUACGGAACAGCUGGUAAAUUAGACGGCUAUGAAGCAAGCGAUUCUAUUUGGUUUGUGUCUGAGCAUUAUCGUUUUUGUAGUCAACUGUCAAGGGUAUCGUCCCCGUCCUCCAGCCAAUCCAAUCUGUAGUUUACCAAGGGAACCUGGUCUGUGCAGAGGUGCCUGCCCGCGGUAUUAUUACGACACCAGAACGGGCACCUGUCGCUCCUUUACCUAUGGAUGCUGUGGAGGAAAUCUUAACAAUUUUCAAUCAAGAGAACUCUGUAAUAGAGUUUGUAAGAUUAGACCCUGUCCUGCAAUAGCCUGUCUCAUUGGAGCCUGUACUAUUCAAACCUGCCCGGCAUAUCCCGAGGCUACGUGUGUAGCUGUAUGUCCUUGUGAGUCUGUUUGGAUUUAUAGAGGAGAAGAUGUCACAGACCGCUGCAAUAAUAGAGGCUAAUCAAAUCACUUGAAAUAUGGUGCGAAAUUUGGAAAAUAAAACUCUGUCUUAACUUUCAAUAAUCUUUAUUUCCCUUAUUCUCCUAUCACAACAAGGAGC